AUGUCACCUUCCACACGCUUUCAGUCGUCGACAGUCACUCAGUCGUCUUCCGACACUCCUUUGUCCACAGAUAAAAUCACUGUCACUAAGAACCACCAAUCGUUGGUUGAAUGGUCUCGAUCCAAAGAUCAUAACUGGGCUGAAUUCCAUCAACUUGUUUCCGAUGCUACGCCCUUAUGUAUAGCAGGAUCGUCGUCACCACUCUACAAGUGCGUUGGCGACGUGGCUAUGGACAUCAAGCAAGGAUAUUCUGGUCAUGGACCGGGAAAGGGUGAAAGAUUGCCUGAGAAUAUCGAUGAAAUCAUCGAUCGUUUAUUUUUCGGCUGGACAACUUUGGCCAAUCCAAAUUCAACCACAAACACAAACACAAAUACCAAUACGAACAGAGAUGAUGAUGAUGAUGAUUAUGAUGAAUCACACUCCAAACAACUUGAAUGGGGUGAUACAAUGUUCAAUGGAUUUAUCAGAGAUACAUUACCUACUAAAACCAAAGAGAAAAUCAAAACACAGAUUGAAUUAUUGGUUGAAAAUGACAAUAAAUCUUGGAAACGCUUGAUGGCAUCUUCGGACAAAUCAAGCUGCAUCCUUAAAGAUUGGCUAGGUAUCAAAACCGCUGAUCUUGAUCUUCCCAGAAGGAAAGGCAGUCUUGGUCUUUCCAAAAGGGGGACAGGAUGCAUCAAUAUAUAUAACUCUCUCAAAGGUCAUCCAGAUAACGGGAAAUCGUGUUCUGGAAAAGGUGAUGAUGAAGGUCGCGAUCAUGGUUCCUUAUCGGUAAUCGGAUCCUUCAAUGAUCUGAAAACCUUUAGAUCCACGGAAUUCGCUGGUGGUCAUCAUCAUUCUAACCAAGAAAAAGCUUCUGCCCUCGCGCAAGGGAAAGCUCUCAGGGAACAUUGGGAGUUGAGACAUCAGACUAAACCAACCGUUCAAGUAUCAUAUACCGGGUCUGACUGGGAGCGAGAAUGGGAAGAUUGA
Kwoniella shivajii is the source of this 972-nucleotide messenger RNA. RefSeq lists its product as uncharacterized. NCBI's taxonomy places the organism in Eukaryota, Fungi, Basidiomycota, Tremellomycetes, Tremellales, Cryptococcaceae. The record is from RefSeq and is a predicted model, not a curated record. The transcript has a single exon. Bases 1 to 972 code for a protein of 323 amino acids.